Molecule: messenger RNA, 2373 nt
Organism: Paramuricea clavata
Lineage: Eukaryota; Metazoa; Cnidaria; Anthozoa; Malacalcyonacea; Plexauridae
Source: the annotation of a GenBank genome assembly
AUGAAUAGAAGCGGAAUUUCGCGGUUAGAAACACGGAGUACCAGGGCAAAUAAAGAAGAGCUCGUUAAACGUGUUAUGCUGACAGUUGAACAUGUUCGAAAAUGGUAAGACUAUAUUUAAAAAGUCAAGUUUGAAAACACAUUAAAUUGUUAUUGUAAUUUUACAAAUUGAAACAUAACGUUUCGCUGUAGUAUAAUGUUUUAAAAUAUUGUUAUUUCAUAGUUUGUUAAACAGGCUUUAAUAUGCAAGUACAAAAGCAGGGAAAAACUUGAAAGUUCAAAUGCACAUUGAAUUCUCUAUUCCAGGGAGAAGAAAUGGGUGAAUUCAGAUGCAGAAGGUUGUUCAUUGAAAAUCUAUAAAUGGGUACCAGGUAAUUAAUUGACAAUUAUCCAGAUGACAACAAAUUUGGCUAUAUCUAAAGUUGUGAAUAGGCUAUAAUACUUACUGGUGGGUUAGGGGGGGGGGGGUUAAACCCCCUCCCUAGAAUCUCUGUGACCCCUCUAAUAAAGUGUUUAACUCCACCAAGAUUUUGCUUCAUCCCUCCUAUUUUGUGUGAAAGGCUUUAACCCAAACGUCCAACCCCUGCCAACGCUCACUGAGUGGUGCCGCUUGCAGCCCACCAGAAAUUUUUCUACCCCAGUACCCUUCCUUUUAAAUACAGUAAAUGAAUGGACUUUGCUAUGAUUUGCAAGUCUUGUCAUUAUUUAAUAUGUGAUGAUUUUGUAUUUUCUUUCUCUGUAGUGUCAGAUGAUGACUUAAAAAAGGUAUGUUUGCAUUGAAGUUGUGCUUAUGUUAUGUCAUGUCAUGUUAAUUUAAGAUAUUUUUUACUUUAAUUAAUUAGCCCAGUGCUUUUCAUCACAUGAUUUCUUUAAAAGUGCAAAAUCAAUCAAUUUUAGGUAAACACAAUUCAAAAUAAUAUACCAGGUAAGAUCUUUUUAUUCUCAAAUGCUUUGAAUAGGAAAUUCAAAUCACACAAUUCUAACAUACAUAUGUGAAUUCAUUUGCAGCUGGAAUUACAGAUGCUAUGUCGGACACGAGCAGUCCUUUGACUGUGGAUGAUAAUUUGCCAGGCAAGGAGAACGAAAGAGUACAACAAAAUCAAUUUGUCAAAACUCCUUCAGAAAAUAGCAAAGAAAAUGGUGUGAGUUUAAAUAGACAAACUGGAAAAGUAAUGCAGGAUGAAGGAGACGACAGCAAUCAUGCGCCGUCUGUUGCCAGGUAGAAAAUCAUUAUAAAUGUCUUGCUUUUCAGUGGUAAUGACACUGGUAAAUCAGGCACGGAUUUUCUGGGGGGUGCGGGGGGUGCGCACCCCCCCCCCCCAGAAAUGAUUUGCACCCCCUCAAAGGCAUUUGGCACCCCCACUAAAUUUGUAAAAUACUACUAAAUUUACUACUAAAUUUGUAAAAUUACCAAUAUUAUGGUCUCAGAUCUUGCCAUGCAGGCCUAGAAAACAAAUUUUGUUAAACUUUCUCCUUGACCUUUCCGGGCGUUGCCACCACGCCCCGGCCAAAGCAAGCAGCAGCACCCCCCCCAGAUAUUUAUCCCCCCCCCCCUCAAACGAAAAUAUGAAAAUCCGUCUCUGUGGCAAAUUUUGCACCAGUGAGUACUACUCGCUUUAGACACUUUACAAAAUAUUAGGAGUACAAAGACUGCAAACAUACUAAUUUAUGAUUCCAACUUCAAUUCCAAAAUGUUCAAUUUCCUGAAUUUUGUUUCUGGUGGUAUGUACUCCUGGUGAAAAUACAUAUUUGUGAUGUUGUCUUUGAGUGUGUUUUAACACACGAGGCAAGCUGAAAGGUUUGCUUGUCCGCGAUAAGAAUCGAACCCGCAACUUUGUUUGCUAGUCCAAUGCUCUUCCAACUGAGCUUGAGUGGAUGAUAUUUCAGAACUCAAUCUGGUUCUGUCUAGCAACAACACCAGAAACAAAAAUUCAAGAUCAGUGUGGACACCCUCAGAGACAACAUCACAAACACAUGUUCCAUUUCCUGUUCUAGCGAGGACAGUGCACUGCUCAUGUACCAUUUGGGAAUGAAUGUAGCAGGCGAGAAUGAAGACAGCCGCCAGAGUUUUCAAAGUGUCACAGACAGUGAAGUCUCAGAAUCUAAUACUAGAAAGAGCCCCUCGGAACCAUCACAAAUUGUUAUUAAUGAAUCGUCGGGCUCGUUUAGCAUAACAGCACCAUCAGGGAACCAUUCAAAUGAUAAGGUAUGUUGCUUCUGUCAAUUUUUAGACAUUGGAUUAGUUGCAAGUAGCUGUUGAAAAUUGGAAUCUUUGCCUUUGGUAAAUACUAAAUUACACAAUUAUUUUUGGCCAUUGUUUUAGGCUGACAAACCACCAACAAAAAGAGCUAAACAAGGUGUAUCAACCUCUUAA